Molecule: messenger RNA, 1371 nt
Organism: Ictalurus furcatus (blue catfish)
Lineage: Eukaryota; Metazoa; Chordata; Actinopteri; Siluriformes; Ictaluridae
Gene: c1qbp
Product: complement component 1, q subcomponent binding protein
Exons: 6
Coding region: 111-980 (289 amino acids)
Biological process (GO): cytosolic ribosome assembly
Cellular component (GO): mitochondrial matrix
Source: RefSeq, a predicted model, not a curated record
UUCUGCACGUGUUUCUAGCGCAUUCUGUGCGUCUUGGUAGCCGGUAAGGAGAGGAGAGGGGAGAUCAGAUCAGAAGAAUAGUAAUAAUAAAAGGAAGAAGUAGUGCAGUUAUGUUGAAGUCUUUAACACGCGCUGUUAGCAUCGCGGCUCGCCUUACGAACAAGGCCCCGAGUGCGUCUGUGUGCCGAGCUACUGAGCCGCUCGUCAGAUCCGUGCUGUGCGCUCCGACCUCGGCCACGACCCGGCCGUUCACGCGCUCGAUAUGGUUGAUGUGCGGCAACAACGGCGCGGCGUCCGACCGCAGAGCCAAACUGCUCGCUUCCAAACACACUCUUCCUUCCUGCGGCUGUGGAGGCCUUCAUACAGAAGGUGACAAAGCGUUUGUAGAAUUUCUCUCAGAUGAAAUCAAAGAGGAGAAGAAGAUCCAGAAAAGCAAGACGCUCCCCAAGAUGUCCGGAGGAUGGGAGCUUGAGCUGAAUGGCACCGAAGCAAAACUUACCCGAAUCAUCUCUGGAGAGAAAGUGACCGUCACAUUCAACGUAAAUAACAGCAUUCCCCCAAACAUGGAGGAAGAGCCAGAGCAGGGCCAGAAGGCUGAGGACAACGAGCCUGACAUCGUCUCCACACCUAACUUUGUGAUUGAGGUGACUAAACAGGGGGCGAAGAAUUCCCUGGUGUUCGAUUGCCAUUAUCCAGAGGAUGAGAUCGGCCACGGCGAAGGAGAGGACGAGAGCGAGAUCUUCACCAUCCGUGAAGUCAGUUUCCAGCCUGAAGGAGACGAGGACUGGAAGGAGACAAGCUACACCCUCAACACAGACUCUCUGGACUGGGCUCUUUAUGACCAUUUAAUGGACUUCUUGGCUGAUCGUGGUGUUGACAACACCUUUGCAGAUGAGUUGAUUGAGCUGAGCACAGCACUGGAGCAUCAGGAGUACAUCAAGUUCCUGGAGGACCUUAAUGGUUUCAUCAAAUGCCAGUGAUCUGAUUGUGUGUAGUUUUCUCCUGUCCAGCUAAUAGGAAAUACUAAAGAUACAGAAACAAGAAAAAGACCUAGUACACAACUUUUAUACUUUAUUUUGUAUUUUGAACUAAAUUAAGUGUAGUAUAAGGUCUUGAAUGUACAUGUUAAGCUGUUAAUUUAUGGGACUUGACCUAUUGAGGCGUUAGAAGCAUAGUUAGAAACCAAGUCCAGCACUGGGCUUAAUUUGUCAGGGAUGCAUUAGGGGAAAUUAUAUUUGCAAGAAAAUAGUUGUGCAAAGCUGAAAAGUUCAAGAUUCGGAAAUGUUUGUCAAAUGAAACAGAUCCUUAUAUUCUAUCGACAUCCUUCCAUCGUGUCCUCUGUGCUCUCAGAAUAAAUAUUUCAUCAUCAAA